AUGAUCAAGAAGGUGUUGACAAAGAGUGAUCUUGAUGAUAAUUGCAGACUUUUGUUAAAUAGAGAUUUGGCUAAGAAAUGGGUGGUUCCUGUGGUGGAUAAAGCUAAAGCUGCAACCGAAGGAGUCGAGGUUGAAGUGUUUGAUGUUGACACUGGCUUUCCUCUUUCUCUUAAUUUCAAGAUACGACCUUCCAAUGACAGUCAUGUCUUCAACAACACUUGGAUCCCAGAUUUUGUGGAUAGAAGAGGCUUAAAGAAAGGAGAUGAAAUCGGUCUGAAAUGGAAUGAAGAGAAGAAAAGAUUUGAUUUUUCUGUUCUUCAUCGAUCUUGA
Molecule: messenger RNA, 330 nt
Organism: Vicia villosa (hairy vetch)
Lineage: Eukaryota; Viridiplantae; Streptophyta; Magnoliopsida; Fabales; Fabaceae
Product: putative B3 domain-containing protein At1g78640
Exons: 1
Coding region: 1-330 (109 amino acids)
Molecular function (GO): DNA binding
Source: RefSeq, a predicted model, not a curated record